Coniophora puteana RWD-64-598 SS2 is the source of this 2709-nucleotide messenger RNA. RefSeq lists its product as uncharacterized. Gene Ontology annotation, cellular component: 90S preribosome; nucleolus; nucleus. The record is from RefSeq and is a predicted model, not a curated record. Bases 1 to 2709 code for a protein of 902 amino acids. NCBI's taxonomy places the organism in Eukaryota, Fungi, Basidiomycota, Agaricomycetes, Boletales, Coniophoraceae. The transcript is spliced from 5 exons. Gene Ontology annotation, biological process: maturation of SSU-rRNA from tricistronic rRNA transcript (SSU-rRNA, 5.8S rRNA, LSU-rRNA). Gene Ontology annotation, molecular function: protein binding.
AUGGCCGACGUCAAAGUCUACACCGUCAACGGCGACACCACCGGCUCCGCGUCCUCCAUCCCUGACUGGCUCACCCAAAAGACAUCCCGCCCCUCCACAUCCUCAUCAUCAAAACCCAAAAGAGGAAAGAAAUCGCGGCGCGUGGACCGCGAGGCCGUCGAGGGCAAGCUCGAGCUCAUCCAGGGGUUCGAGUUCCCCGCGGCGGCCGUGCGCCUGAAGACGACGCGGGCGGGGCACCAUGUUGUCGCGACGGGGGCGUAUAAGCCGCAGGUGCGGGUGUGGGAUCUGGAUGAGCUGGGCAUGAAGUUUGAGAGGCAUUGUGAGGCUGAGAAUGUGGAUUUUGAGAUUCUCUCGGACGACUGGACGAAGCUUCUGCUGCUGCAGAACGACCGCACCGUCGAGCUGCACGCACAGGGCGGCCUGCACCACCGUACGCGCAUCCCGCGCUUCGGCCGCGCCGUCGCAUACCACGCGUCCUCCGCCGACGCGCUCUUCGCCACCUCGGGCUCCGAAAUAUACAGGCUCAACCUCGCACAGGGCCGCUUCCUCGCGCCCUUCUCCCUCUCCCCCUCCCCCUCCUCCUCCCCGCCCAACUCAAACUCCGCACCAAACGCACCACCAAACGACGACGACGACCUCGAAGGCGUCGACGCGCUCUCCGUGAACCCCGCACACGGGCUCAUCGCCGCCGGCGCACGCACGCUCUCGGGCGCCCCCGUCGUAUCCUUCGUCGACCCGCGCGCGCGCGCGCCCGUCGGCCGCCUGGCGAUCGCGUCGGGCGCGGCGGCGACGCGCGACGCGUGGGACGGGGUGACGGCGCUCGCGGCGCGGCAUGAUGGGUUGUCGUAUGCGCUUGGGACGGGCAGCGGGCAUGUGCUGGUGUAUGAUGUGCGUAUGGCGCGUGCGCAGGCGAGGAAGGACCAGGGGUACGGGUUGCCGAUAAGGCGGGUGGAGUGGAUCGAUAAGCAGGGGCCGGGGGCGGACGGGGAGGCGCUGGUGAUGAGUGCGGAUAGGAAGGUCGUGAAGGUGUGGGAGCGGGGGAAUCUGCUGAUUGCCUUUGCUUUCCUCGUGAUGCGUUGUUUGUCUGGUUCUGCAUUUACAUCUACAUCCGCAUCCGCAUACAUGCAGCCGGCCAAGAACCUCUUCUCGAUCACGCCAGGCACGGACCUGAACGACAUCACGCACGUGCGCGGCUCUGGCCUGCUGCUGACCGCACACGAGGGGCCAGGCAUGGGCGCGUUCUACGUGCCCGCGCUGGGCCCUGCGCCACGGUGGGCACGGUUCCUGGAGAACAUCACGGAGGAGAUGGAGGGCGCGGGCGCGCGGAGCGUGUACGAGGACUACAAGUUUGUCGAGCGGAGCGAGCUCAAGACUCUGGGCCUGGAGCACCUCGUCGGCACACCGGCGCUGAAGCCGUACAUGCACGGCUACUUCCUCGCGCUCGAGCUGUACGACACCGCGCGGCUGAUCGCGAACCCGUUCGUGUACGCGGAGCACCGCGAGAAGCUCGUGCGCCAGCGCAUGGACAAGCUCGCGGAGAGCCGCAUCCGCGCGCCCAAGGCCGGCUCUGCCGCCGCCGCCGCCGCGGGUGUGAAGGUGAACAAGGCGCUUGCGGAGAAGAUUACGAGGGAUGCGGAGAGGGAGCAGAAAAAGCGGGAGAAGGAAAGGGAAAGGGCGAGGAGGAGACGCGAGAGGGAGGAGGGGGAGAAGGAGAAGAUGAAUGUGGAUGGGGAAGAGAAAGAGGACCAGAGCGGGUCCGAAGACGAAGAGGGUGGCGAGCCCGACGAGGAAGAGGAGGAAGAGGAGGAAGAAGAAGAAAAGGAGGGAGAGGAGACGCGCCCGACGCUGCUCAGCGACCCGCGGUUCAAGGCGCUGUUCGAGAAUCCCGCGUUCACGGUCGACGAGGAGAGCCGCGAGUACGCGCUCUUGAACCCAUCGCAGGCUGCGCAACGGCGUUCUGGCGCUGGCGCUGCUACGAAUGUGGACAGCAGAGGCGCCAAAGGGCGGACGCGCACGGCCGUGGAGAGCGAGGAAAGCGAGGUGGAAGGCCUGGGCGAUCUUACGGAGAGCAGCAACAGCGACGAAGAAAAGGCGAGCGAUGGAGACGCGAGCGACGAUAGUAGCGAUGCUGGCGACCUCAUGUCUUUCAACCCGCGCGCGCGAGCCCCAGUCGAUCGCUCAUCAAACCAACAAACCGGAAUCCAAAACCAGGGCAGCGCGUUCGCGCCGUACGCCCGCUCAGGACAAUCAAAAGCAAGGGCAGGACCUGCACAGCGCACACCGCGCGUCGACAUGGUCCCGCUCGUCGCGUCCACCGAGGCCAACGGGCGUGGUGGACGCGGCGGGGACCGCACGGACACCUUUGGUGCGCGGCGGACAGGUAAAAGCUAUGCGCAGCAAAACGGUAAAGGCAAAGGCCGUGCCCGUCCCGACGCAGAUGGGUGGGGAGGCGGGGGCAGAGAGAUGGAGACGUCGUGGGUGCCGUCUGCGUCUGGUGCAGACGGCGAUGGGCUCUAUGACGAUGGACCUGGAGGCAAGAACAAGGGCGGUAGGAAGCCGGGUGCGCGCAAGGGCGUGGAGUUCAUGGGCGCAUCGAUGGAGCGUGGUGGCGGGGAGGACGAGGACGGGGAUAAGGGCCGUGGUGGGAGGACGCAGCGGAGGAAGGGGAUGCGGAGUGGGAGUCGGAAUGUGUUUAGGAAACUUGGGUAG